AACACAGGACCUCAAUAAAAUUGAAAAGAAAACAGACAGAGCUGUUCUGUACUCUUGCUCCUUCAUCUUCUUCUUCUUUUGGUUUGAGUGGCAUAACUACGCUGCUGGUUUUUUUUUUUUCUUCCUUCCUUUUCUUUCCACGUCAUUAAACUUAGGUUGAGGCUCACUUUGUGCAAAACGCCUCCGAAGGAACCGGUACGAAGGCGGAACUCGCGCGUGCUCCUCUCUUUCUCUCUCUCUGACGCGCGCGCCCGCACGCAAAGUGCGCUCGAGCUUAUUAUUAUUAGUAUUAGUAUUAGUAUUAUUCGGAAACUCCAUCGUGUAAGGUGCGCUUUAUGUGCCCUUCUGCACCAGUAUAUUCCUUCACUGGACACUUUACCUCGUGCAUCUUCUGGCUUCGACAAAAUCCUCAGGACCAGCUGUGGUGCAGCUGGAGUCUUGAGCAGAACCUGCACGCUGGCUGGAACGAUGCGAGCUUUAAGGUUCUCCGCUGUUCAUGAUCACAUGUGUAGGACAGCUGCAGGUGGAUUUCCCUUGCAAUUUUGAACCAUUCUCUUUGCUGGAUGAUGCUCCCCACGCAAGCGCACCUUCUUUUUGUCUUCACUCUCACUGGUCGUCUAUGGCGUGUGAUGGGCAGUCCGCUUGUGAUGGACCCAAACAGCAUUUGCAGAAGGAGUAAGCCUGAAGGAGGUGCACAUACUGAACUGUGCCAAACGCAUCCUGAAAUAGUCCAAGAAGUUGCCAAAGGUGCACGGUUGGGCAUGCGUGAAUGCCAGCACCAGUUCCGCUAUCAGCGCUGGAACUGUACAGGUCACGGCAAGAGUCUAGGCAAGAUCCUGCAACAAGGAGAAAUCACAAGCUUGGCAAAUAAAGUGUGCAUCCAGACGAGUCUAGACAAGACAGAUGUAAAAGGAAUAGAUACGCACUUAGAUCCACGAGAAUGCCUUCGUUAUCUUCAGCAGUUUCCCAACACUGGAAGUAAAGGAACUAGCCCAAACAUGUUCCAGAAUAACAAUACCUAUGAGCACAAAGCGAGAUAUCAGGAGACAGCCUUUGUAAACGGUAUCAUGGCGGCAGGAGUGCUGCAUGCUGUAACACGGGCCUGCAGCCAGGGGGAGCUGCUACAGUGUGGCUGUGUGUCUAUAAAGAGCUCUUCUGGUAGCCCCAAUGAGCAGGCAAUUGUGAGAUCAAACCCUGCUCUCCCUGACCAACGCUGGGAGUGGGGGGGUUGCGGGGAUGAUGUGGACUUUGGCGACAAGAUUUCUCGGCAGUUCAUGGACACCAGGAAACGGAAGGCCAAGAGUGAUAUCAGGAGUCUGAUUGAUCUGCACAACAACGAGGCAGGCCGACUGGCUGUAAAGACCAAUAUGCGAACUGAAUGUAAAUGUCACGGCCUCUCUGGGUCCUGCACGCUCCGUAGCUGCUGGAGCAAGUUACCUCUGUUCCGCCAGGUUGGAAAUCACCUCAUGCAGAGCUUCCAGACGGCGGUCCGUGUGAUGGGUGGCAAUGAUGGCAAAUCUCUCGUCCCCCUGGAUCGAGAGCUCGCUCCCCUGGGUAGCCACAGUCUCAUCUACUCAGAUGAAACGCCGGAUUUCUGCGUGGCCAAUCGCAGGACAGGAUCUGAAGGGACACGCGAUCGGGUGUGUAAUGGCACAGAGACAGGUCCUGGAGCCUGUGAUUGGCUGUGCUGCAAUAAAGGACACACGGAACACACUCUUGAGUACGAGGAGAACUGUCAGUGCCAUUUUCAGUGGUGUUGUGAGGUACAAUGUGAGCGAUGCGCUGUGAGAAAAGUGGUCAACGUCUGCCUUUAGAUUCUCUUGUGUGCAUUAAACUGUAGUUGUUCAGUCCCAUUGACUAAACUCAGAUAAUCAUUGGCAAACUUCUGUACCAUGUUUGCAAUUCAGUAUUUCUCAAAGUCUUCAAAUGCUGACUAAUUAUAUCAGAAAGACAUAUUUAUGACCAUAAGAUUCGUGUGUUUUUUGAACAUCCUAUUCCACAUUUAGCUGUUAUAAUAAACACCGCUCUUUUGGGAAGUGUUUCACUAGAUUUUGGA
This is a messenger RNA of Silurus meridionalis, 2056 nucleotides long. RefSeq names its product wingless-type MMTV integration site family, member 6a (gene wnt6a). The transcript has 6 exons. Gene Ontology annotation, biological process: canonical Wnt signaling pathway; neuron differentiation; multicellular organism development. Gene Ontology annotation, molecular function: cytokine activity; frizzled binding. The coding region runs from base 564 to 1814 and encodes 416 amino acids. Gene Ontology annotation, cellular component: extracellular region. NCBI's taxonomy places the organism in Eukaryota, Metazoa, Chordata, Actinopteri, Siluriformes, Siluridae. The record is from RefSeq and is a predicted model, not a curated record.